GAUCCGCAGUGUCCGCAGUAACUAUUAUUGCCAGUAGAAAUUGUAUUUCAAGAUAUCUUUUGUUGUACUAGUCAAAACUAAAUAUAAGAUAUUUUUAAAUCCUCAAAAAGUAUAAGUGGCUGUAAGUGAAAUGUUCUUUUUGACUGGGAAGAAUUGAAUUACAGAUAUCUGCAACACAUAUCCAGUCUAGCUAUUAAAUGUUAAAACGGCCUGCUAUACACUCCUGGACAGCAGGUGGAGACAUGUGCUGCUCUGUGAUCCUCCACACUGCAGAAGAAACUCCACAACAACAACAGAAAACCAGGAAGCGUCACAUCUGUGCAGUUGAACCCCGUGUGGACCUCAUGUCAUUUCAUUGGAUAUCGCUUUCUCGGUUUCGAUUUGUUUCUGCUUGCUUCCCUUGAGAGUUAGCCUGAAGACAUUUCAGUGGAGUCUUAAGAGUGCAAUCAAAUUCAAAAACCCACCGCUAGGUGCAUGUAGCUGGCGAGAACAACAGGGAAAUGCCACAAGACCCGAGCAGUCAUUGGAUCGAUCAUCCUGUCUUUUCUACAAAACACGAUGGGGGGUCGCUCUUGUUUCUUUAGCGCUGUGGCGACAACCGUAGGCCUGCUUCGGGUCGUGUUUUAGCCAGCUGGCUGAUUUCAGCUUAGCGUAGCUGCUGCUCCUGGGUCGGGUUUUCGGGUCUCGUACGAGGUUGAAUGAGUGAGACCAAAUGGAGGAUGUCAUCACCCUCAGCUCCGAGUCCGACAGUGACAAAGAGGACUCCGAUGUGGAGAUCGUCGGCUCGUACAGUAACAUUAGCAGCGCCGACCCGCUGCCGCUCACCGCGGUGCGGGUGGACGUGAACGCCGUGAUGAACGUCAAAGUCCCCACGCCAUAUAUUGACCUUACAGAUCCAAAAUGGAUUCUUCCAGAGCUGAAGUUUCGUAAAAGAAUACCUUCUCCCUCCCUGCCAUUGGUAGACCUGACUGAGAAUGAAGUGGCAAAUGGGACAAAACAAGAGACAGACGAUUUGCAACCAGAUGGAAGCCAACUGGACUGUGGUAACCUAAAGCCAAAGGAGAGCGACAUGGAUUCCCAAACACAACCCCUCAACCAGACUGAUGAAGAACAACUCCAGGAACCUAGUGUGAAAUUAAGACGAUUGUCUUUUCUUGAAUCCCACGUCACAGAACUGAAAACAUCAGGUUGCUCUGUUUACCUAACCAAAGAUUGCAUGCAAAUGUCACUGCAACCCAGCCAACCAGAUCGCAACAAUGAAAUUAUUAGUAAAGCUUCAUUAAAUGGUCCUCACGUGGAACCUUCGCUGAAUGAGUGUCCUCCUAAAGUGACUGAAUCUCUUGUCAGACAGGUUCAACAAGAGAAUAGUAAUGAAUUCACAAAUGAACAGUUAAAAGCGAAAGUAUCUCCACAUUUACAGAAACCAGCCGACUUGCCUUGCCCAGAUAAAGGAAGCUUGGGUGCAACUUUGAUGGAGAAUGUCCCUCAUGAAGAGGAGAGGGGUGACAUCUGCUCAUCCAUGCCCAUCCCCUCUCCAACAUCCCCUCCUUCAUCUCAAGAUACACCACAGGAUUCGUUCCAAAGAGAUGUCCUCUGCGCCAACCUGGAACAACCGGAAGGACACCAAUCAGACUCUAGACAAAGCUGUCUCUUGGAUCACCCAUCCCUCAACUCUCCUUCUACUAGACUGAAUCCCUCCGAGACUUCUGACCUUGACUCUCGGUCCCACAGAAGUCCUGCAUCUUCUAGCCUUUUGAGCCAAGUCGAGCCAACUCUCAUCUUUGCACAUAAACUACCUGACAAUACGUAUGAGUGGCAAUCGGACGAGGUUAAGGCUGACGAGGCCUCAGACAGCUCAGAUAUCCUGCACCGUAGCAUUCCCAGAGAAUCCCCACUGUCAGUGUUGGAAGCUAAGGAAGUGGAUGCCGGAUCUGGGACUGGGACGUAUGGAGGGGAUCUGGAAUUUGACAUUCCAUUGUCGUCUUUCUUUUGGGAAGAGGAGGGUGAAGAGGUGAACGAAGAAAGCAGAUUUGAUACAGAUUUCAGGGCUGCCAGUAGAGAUGACAGGCAUUUUGUGUGCCCAGUAGCACUCCGGAAAAUUAUGUCUGGACCAGCUCAAGCCCUGAUUGAAGAGGAAAAUGAGGGCUUCGGAACUCCAGAGGUACUAUGCCGUCAGAGCCUGAGCCUGGUGUACAGUACCAUCGAUGAGAAUUACCCAGAGGGCACUUUGCAGCUCCUGUCCGACCUACUACAGCCUGGUUACUAUCCCCCCAAAGAUAUCACCUUCCACCUGCUGCGUGGCAUUCUGCUCGACCCGCAGUGUCCUUAUCACCUCUGUGUGCAGGCGUUUAAUCUCCUGAUCAGGACACAAAGACACCACAUGGCUGAUAAAAGCACAGUUCCAUGGGACUGGGAGUUGCUGACCUCAGUCAUGGCCAAUCAGGACAAUACAAAAGGACAACUUUGUCAGGUCGUGCGCAUGCUCAUGGAGUACGUGGUGCAAACUUUGGAGGAUGACUUCCAGGCCAAACUCUCUACCUCUUCUCUCCACAACUCUAUUGCUAAGAAAAUAUUAUCAUGUGAUCAGCAGUUCCCACGCGUCAGGGAUGUCAUCAAGUGGCUCUUUUCUGCCAUUAUAAAAUCAACAGAGCACGGAGAGAGUAGAGAGAGAGAUGAACAAAUCAGAAUGGUGUCCAUCUUCCAGAGGAUGCUGUCCUUGGCUCUGGAGGUGGACCGCUGUCCAGCUCUGACCUCUGCCAAGCUGUCCCAGGAGCUCUUCCAUAUGCUCAUCAGCGGCUUACCUCUACGAGCGCAGAGGAUGUUGUUGCUGGAGAGCCUGCAGAGCAAGCUGCUGAGAUGUAAACUGGUGGAACAUCUGUUGGACUACACCUGCCCAGUGAAAACCUCUCUGCCCAUGUCGCUCAGUCUUCUGCUUCACUUCAUGAAGAACUGCACUCUUGCACCAGACCACACGGAUGGUACUGAAAUGUGGCAGAGGUGGGAAGAGCUGGUCCAUCUCCUCUGGAUGUUGCUGCUCAGCUACAACAAGGCAAUGAACGGCUAUCUUUGCAGUUCAGUGAGUGAGCAAACGGGCAGAGCUGGCACCUUGGUCUACAAGCAGGACGAUAUGGUAACCAAGUCUGCGGUUGUUGAAGCUGUGGAGUCCUUCCUGUCCAGAUCUCAGGCUGACAUCGGCCAAUCCUUACCUCUCCACGUGGAAGGGUCCCUCUAUUACCUGCAGGAUCACCUGCUAGAUGUCUGUCAGUGUUGAAUAAAAGAAAUCAAUUCUUUGCCUUUGCCAGGCUUGAACGAUCAGAAAUCAUUACAAUAAAUUAAUAUUUAAUAUGUGUUUGUUUUUGAGUAUGAGUUGACUCAUACCAUUUUUUUUGUAAUUUGAAUAAAGGCCGUUCCUUGGUGGUUCUUACAAAAUGAAAAUGUAUAUGCACCAGGCUAUUCUUAAUAAAUUAUAUUUUAUAAGUUUU
Messenger RNA from Acanthopagrus latus (yellowfin seabream), 3482 nucleotides. RefSeq names its product SUMO interacting motifs containing 1 (gene simc1). The coding region runs from base 713 to 3271 and encodes 852 amino acids. The transcript has 11 exons. The record is from RefSeq and is a predicted model, not a curated record. NCBI's taxonomy places the organism in Eukaryota, Metazoa, Chordata, Actinopteri, Spariformes, Sparidae.